Messenger RNA from Sinocyclocheilus anshuiensis, 1084 nucleotides. Its product is annotated as endothelial cell-specific chemotaxis regulator-like. The record is from RefSeq and is a predicted model, not a curated record. Lineage: Eukaryota; Metazoa; Chordata; Actinopteri; Cypriniformes; Cyprinidae. Bases 75 to 842 code for a protein of 255 amino acids. The transcript is spliced from 9 exons.
AUUUCCUGAUAUCUGGGAUACAUACGACCUGUCCUGUGUAAGUGGAGGAGAGUAAAACGCAUUUGGAUUGAGACAUGGAGCAGCUCUUUUUUCUUCUCAUUCCCCUGUUUGCAUCUUCAUCCAUAAUCUCAGCAGGAAAUGACACAAGCAUACAAACUACGUUACCUCCAAACACAAAUGCUACAUCUCCAUGGUCUGUUGAUUCAAGAACAGAAGUCCAAACUGAAAAAACAAUGACUUCUGCUUUUUCAUCUCAAUAUGAGAAUGGCAAGACCAGCCACACCUCAAAAACUGUGAGCAUAACCACAGCUCCUGUAUCUUCUAGCCACACAGGACAGUCCAUCAAUACCAGCUCCAAGUUAACAACACCAAAAUCCUACACUGACACAACUCUAAAUUCCACCUCAUCCCCAGCAGCCAAAAUAACAGUGGGUGUUUCCGUACUUGCAAACACAGCUAAUUCAAACAUCAGCCUGUCUGAGGGGACGCCAACACCUUCACAGGCACCAGACAGCGGCCUCACUUUGCUCGCCUUUGGUGUGAUGAGUCUUAUACUCAUUUUAAUUGUUGUCAUGGUGGUCUUGGUGACUGCUAUCAACCUCAGGGGACAGUGUAGAGACACCAGACAGCACGAGGGUAUUAAAAGCUGUGAUUCGGUGGUAUCUGACAGCAACAUGACCAGCAACUGUGAGAAAGAGAGCAUAACUCUUGUCUCUGUGAGGACAAUAAACACAGAAAACAAUACAGAUUCUCCCCAGAUGUCUUCAGUUCACAGCACUAUACUGGACAAUGAGGACCAAGAAUUUACCAGAGACCUGCUGGGCAUCAAUGACGGACUGUGAUUUCACUCAGUUCAUAGUGCAUGAGAUUGGAGGCUGCAUUCACUAUUUAUAAUGUUAAAUGAAUGUGAAUUAAUGUGCCUCUAUCUGAUGGUCAGUGCACAGAUCACACAUCAUGCUUAUGGCCUACAUUACUGCAUAUAAAACGAUCCCUAUAUCAGACAUGCUCUUGUAUAUUAAACAUGACACAUCCUUCAUUGAUAAAUAAAAUGUCACUUUUGUGUUCAUAUUCUUUUUCAGAUUAA